This is a messenger RNA of Solenopsis invicta (red fire ant), 3012 nucleotides long. RefSeq names its product cytochrome b5-related protein. Gene Ontology annotation, molecular function: oxidoreductase activity, acting on CH-OH group of donors; flavin adenine dinucleotide binding. Gene Ontology annotation, cellular component: mitochondrion. The transcript is spliced from 4 exons. NCBI's taxonomy places the organism in Eukaryota, Metazoa, Arthropoda, Insecta, Hymenoptera, Formicidae. Gene Ontology annotation, biological process: lipid metabolic process. The record is from RefSeq and is a predicted model, not a curated record. Bases 806 to 2776 code for a protein of 656 amino acids.
UAUUACUUUGAAUACAUAUUUACUGUUCUUAUUCCCUAAUAAACUUUAUAAACACAUUUUGUAAGUUAUUAUGUUAUUUUAUAUCAUAUCCGAAAAUAUUAUUUGUAAAUUUCGAUGCGCCGUGCAUCUUACACAGUCGGGUGAGUAGUCGGAAAUCCCGCCACUUAUUUUAUAUGACAAAAAUGCAAGGGUUUUUUAAGUUUUUUUUUCAAGUAUAAGAAAAGAAAUAUUUCGUACUUAAAAUUUUUUUUAUAAUAGUAAACAGUAUGAAGUUUUUAUUAGACUAAUUUAUUUAGUAAACAUAUAUUUAUUUAUUAAACAUAGUAAAUAAUACUUAGUAAAUUAAAUUUUCGAUAGCUACGGCGUAUAUACCGACUUUACCCUAUGCAAAUUUAGCAGUCUUAAUUCAUCUCAUAUUUACAAUAUUGCAAAUGUAUUCUAAGAAUAGAUCGAUCUAAAAACAAUAAGCAGAUUUUCAUAAGUUUGCCACCACAUUAAUAAUGUAAGAGCGUGAAUAUAAAAAAAUAGCGCUGCAAUAAAUUAGAGUCGAAAUCGAGAAUCGCAUUAAGAAUGCCCGAGCAAAUAUUACAUAUUCAUGUAUUUUGGAUUAGAUAUGGGACUUGUUUUUAUAGCGUUGUAAUAUUUAUUGCUUAAUACUAAAUUGUAGCUGUUUAGUAUGUUUGGAAAAUACAUAGCACCUUGAAAAUAACAAACAUCCACGAAGGUAUAUAUAGCUGCUUCGAUUUCGUUUCUUCAUUAUCGUGCGCUACUCGAGACGCGUUCAACAGCCAAUUCGCUCUUCGAUAUGUCGGUCAAGGGUUUGAGACUCUUUUAUUUCAUUGCCGUGAGCAUAAUCGUGUCAUUUUGUCGGGCAAUCGAGCAAUCGCGACCGGAACAAUACCACAGUGUUUACGGCAAGGAUUUGAGCGGACACGAGUUAAAAAAUAUACUUGAUUUUGGUAUCGGAAUUUUGAAAUUUCUGGCGCAAGGCGAACGUUAUAGAAAUGAGGAGAUACCGGACGCGAAUCUGCAAUUCGGAGCCGAGUACGAUUUUAUAGUAAUUGGCGCCGGUACGGCUGGCGCUACGAUAGCUGCGAGAUUAAGUGAGAUUUAUCAGGUUGAAGUGUUGUUGAUCGAAGCUGGAUCUAACGAGAAUUUGCUGAUGGACCUCCCGCUUUUCGUUCAUUUGCUCCAGCUAAACAAUGAUAUUAACUGGAAGUAUCAAACAAAAUCGUCUUACAAAUACUGUCUCGGUAUGAGUGACAAUAGUUGCAAUUGGCCUAGAGGAAGAGUGAUGGGCGGCAGCAGUGUGCUGAACUACAUGAUCGCAACCAGAGGCGGCGCCGAAGAUUACGAUCGAUGGGCUGAGAUGGGGAAUAAAGGCUGGUCUUACAAGGAGGUCUUGGAAUACUUUAAAAAGCUGGAGACAAUGGAUAUCUUAGAGCUCCAAUCGGACACUACUUAUCACGAAACUAAGGGACCGGUGAAUAUCUCUUACUCGCCAUUCCAUACGAUACUGGCAAAGGCCUUCUUGAAAGCCGGCAAGGAGCUGGGUUAUCCGAUAUUGGACUAUAACGGGAAAAAUAUGAUAGGUUUCUCGUAUUUGCAGCUUACGACUAAAAAUGGUAGUCGUUUGAGCAGCAACAGAGCUUACCUACAUCCUGCGAGACAUCGUCGCAAUCUUCACGUGACACGCGAUAGCACGGUGAGAAAAGUGCUGAUCGAUCAUCGCAAGAAUCGCGCGAUUGGCGUAGAGUUGAUCAAACAUCGUCAAGUUAUCCAAGUGUUUGCGAGAAAAGAGGUGAUCUUGUGCGCGGGUGCCAUUGGAUCACCACAAUUACUGAUGCUGUCCGGCAUCGGACCGGCUAAACAUCUCAGCGAGCUCGGCAUAAACGUUGUUCAGGACUUGCCGGUAGGUGAAAAUUUGAUGGAUCACGUGGGUUUCGGCGGGCUAACGUGGACAGUGAAUGAUCCGAUAGGUAUAGAAAUGUUCGACAUGAUACAGCCCACUAAUCCGUAUAUGGGAGACUUCCUGAACAAGCGCUCAGGACCAUUUACACUCCCGGGUGCGUGCGAGGCUCUCGCUUUCAUCGACACCAAGAAUCUAAAGGAACGCGAUGGUUUGCCGGACAUGGAACUGCUAUUUAUCGGUGCUGGAUUAAAAACAGAUCAUUUUCUUCCAAUUGUAAUGGGUAUCAACCAUCGAAUACGUCAGAUGUGGCAGAAAUAUGUCGGCGGUCACGGUUGGACCAUACUACCGAUGUUGUUGAAACCAAAGAGUCGUGGAAGAAUAAGACUACUGGCCAACGACAUUAACGUUAAACCCGAGAUCGUCCCGAAUUACUUUGACCACCCGGAAGAUGUUAAAACAAUGAUAGCUGGCAUUAGAGCUGCAAUAAGUGUCGGUCAGACAGAAACAAUGCAGAUGCUUGAUUCACGAUUGACGAAUGAUACUUAUCCGGGAUGCAAAAAUUACGAAUAUGACUCUGACGAUUAUUGGGAGUGUGCGAUAAGAACACUGUCUACCACCAUCUACCAUUUUACUGGUACUUGCAAGAUGGGACCGAGAGGAGAUCCAACUGCUGUCGUCGAUCCUAGAUUAAAGGUGAUCGGUGUUGAAGGACUGCGAGUAGCAGACGGUUCUAUCAUGCCCGAGAUUGUAUCGGCGCACGUAAACAUACCAAUCUAUAUGAUUGCCGAGAAGCUGGCAGACAUAGUCAAGGAUGAAUGGGGAUACUCGAACAAAUCACAAACGCGAGAUAAAAAAAACCCUUAACAUGCCGAAAAACAGCACGGUGCCUGGCUUAGCUCAUCUACCGAGAGGAGUAUCGAAAACCGCGGGAGGGUUCCUCGAGGCUAGAAGAAAAAUAGACGGUGCCGAAGGAUUAUGGAGAAUCGGCGACAAUCUCUACGAUUUAGAAGCCUUUGCAAAAUCGCAUCCGGGUGGACCUGAAUGGCUUCGGCUGACGAAAGGAACAGACGUCACCGAGUUGUUUGUGAGCCACCACAUCA